AUGUCUCUUUUUUUCUUCAUACCCACCACCAAUCUUCGUCGUCGUGGCCAUCUGACUGGAAUCCCACAGAACCUCUACGACCUCCUCGGUAACGACGAUGGCGAUGACACCCCUCGCGCCCCCGUGAAGACCGUCGACAAGCCGGUCGCUCGCACUACUAAGCGCAACGCCGAGCCUGAGGCUCCCGCCCGCCUUCCCGCUGGCGGCGCUGGCAACCGCCGUGGUGGUUCCGGCAACGAUGCCGCUUUCCGCGACCGUAACUCCGGCAGCGACCGCAACCGUGGCCGCUCUACUGAGGAGGCCGCUAAGGGCGGCGCCCGUGGUGGCUACGGCGCCCGUGGCCGUGGUGGCCGUGGUGGUCGCUUCCCUCGCGAGCGUGACGACCGUCACACCAAGGGUCUUCCCAGCGGCUCUGAGAAGCAGGCUGCCCAGUCUUGGGGUGCCACUGAGGGCAACGCUGAGCUGAAGGACGAGCAGGCCGGUGAUGCCAUCGCCGAGGCUGAGAAGAAGGAUGCCGCCGCUGAGGAUGCCGAGGAGAAGGUCGAGGAGCCUGAGGACAAGCACGUCUCCUACAACGACUACCUCGCUCAGCUCGCCGAGAAGAAGGCCGCUCUCGACAGCACCCCUGAGGUCCGCAAGGCCAACGAGGGCUCCUCCAAGAAGUGGGGCGCCACUCAGGAGGUCGUCCGCGAUGAGAGCGAUUACAUGCCCGCCUCCAGCGGCAAGGCCAAGCGUGAGCGCACCCAGAAGACCAAGGAGACCAUCGACAUCGAUAUGCGCUACGUCGAGCCUGAGCGCCCCCAGCGCGGCGGAUUCAGCGGCGAGCGCGGCAGCCGUGGCGGCCGUGGUGGCCGUGGCCAUGGUGACCGCGGUGGCGAGCGUGGCCGUGGCGGUAACUUCCGCGGCGGCGAGCGCGCUGAUCGUGGUGGUGGUCGCAAGGAGGCCAACGCCGCCAUCAACACCAAGGACGAGUCGGCCUUCCCCAGCCUUGGCGGCAAAUAA
Molecule: messenger RNA, 1002 nt
Organism: Verticillium dahliae VdLs.17
Lineage: Eukaryota; Fungi; Ascomycota; Sordariomycetes; Glomerellales; Plectosphaerellaceae
Product: elicitor protein
Exons: 6
Coding region: 1-1002 (333 amino acids)
Cellular component (GO): nucleus; cytoplasm
Molecular function (GO): RNA binding
Source: RefSeq, a predicted model, not a curated record